AUGAGGAUUCCUAGCCUUCAUCCCCUCACUGCCAAUCUCAUCACGUCCGCUCUCAUACUCUUUUCAUUGACGAAGAUGGUCACGCCUAUCCCAACCGACAUUUCACAUGUGGUUGAUGAUGCUGACAAGCCUAAGCACCAGAAUCUGACGCCCGCCAUUCAAGUCCCCGGUAUUCACCCACCGCAGAAGCGGGACGAAAGGAACUGUCUCGGAACCUAUCUCUGCACCGAGAAAGACUGGAAAGGCGACUGCUACUGGGCCUGUUUUCGGAAGGGCUUGGAGGUGCAACUAGAGACCGAAUGGGCUCCCAAGAUCAAGUCGGUGCGUCCCGACCACGACACCAAAUGCAAAUUCUUCUUUGGAACCGAAUGCCGAACUAGACACAAGAGUCAGGAUAUGGUGUAUCCUGGAGGCGACUUUGACGCGAAAAAAAUGGGCAAACUUGGUGUGGGGUGUUUUUACUGUUUAUAA
This is a messenger RNA of Colletotrichum navitas, 471 nucleotides long. RefSeq lists its product as uncharacterized. Bases 1 to 471 code for a protein of 156 amino acids. The record is from RefSeq and is a predicted model, not a curated record. NCBI's taxonomy places the organism in Eukaryota, Fungi, Ascomycota, Sordariomycetes, Glomerellales, Glomerellaceae. The transcript has 3 exons.